Molecule: messenger RNA, 762 nt
Organism: Triticum turgidum subsp. durum (durum wheat)
Lineage: Eukaryota; Viridiplantae; Streptophyta; Magnoliopsida; Poales; Poaceae
Source: the annotation of a GenBank genome assembly
AUGACCACAGCGGGUUACCUUAAUAUAUUGAAAUUUAUAACAAAGAUACUAUUUGAGACAUUAUUUCGAAUAAAAGACAAACUGGGUACUGUGGCCCGGCUAUUUGGACGUUGUACAAGCUUUCCAUUCUACAUGAUCCAACCUUCAAAGGAAGUUGUCGAAAAUGAAAAAUUCUACCAUCACUGCCUGCUGAUCACAUCUAAUACCUGUAACUUGGACCCGGCAAGAGUGAAAACUGAACUAAACAAGUUUUGGAAGCUGACUGAUGACUGGGAUAUAAGGAGAGACGUUAGACAGAAUUUCAUAGCAUCCUUCAACUCAGAGGAUGACCUACUACGCUGUUUAAAGCCUCCGGAUGUAGAAACAUUUCUGGAUGAAAAGGAGGUGAAUUUCAGUGUAGCAAUGUGGGAUGAAGGUGAUAGGGAAAAGCUUGACUUGAUCAAAGAGUGGCUUUUGGUCUAUGGGGUCCCAGGUGCAUAUAUAAACUGGAAGGAGCUAUAUCAAGUGGCAUCUGCAGUUGGAGUUUUGCUUGAGGUGGAUGAGGAAAUUUUGGAAAGUGGAGAUAAGGAGCCUAUUAGGUUGAGGAUAGCAUUAGGAAGUCCUGUUGGUGCUCCUUUCUCUUACCACUUUGUGUUUGGAUGGUCUUCUAGACUAGUCAAGUUCAUGAUUGAAGACAAAGUAGGAAGGAUAGAAGGGCAGUGGAAGGAAGUAGAAGAACGAAAUGUUAGCGUCAUGAAGGAAUAUGCAGAUAUAAGAGAAUAA